Molecule: messenger RNA, 415 nt
Organism: Phycodurus eques (leafy seadragon)
Lineage: Eukaryota; Metazoa; Chordata; Actinopteri; Syngnathiformes; Syngnathidae
Gene: sem1
Product: SEM1 26S proteasome subunit
Exons: 3
Coding region: 54-266 (70 amino acids)
Biological process (GO): double-strand break repair via homologous recombination; proteasome assembly; mRNA export from nucleus
Cellular component (GO): proteasome complex; proteasome regulatory particle, lid subcomplex
Source: RefSeq, a predicted model, not a curated record
AAGCAGCCAUUCGUCUCCAUACAGCAAGCCGAACCCCCGCCGGUGAGGUGAACAUGUCAGACAAAAAGCAAACCGUCGACCUCGGUCUACUGGAGGAGGAUGAUGAGUUUGAGGAAUUCCCAGCUGAGGAUUGGACAGGGCUGGACGAGGAUGAAGAUGCUCAUGUUUGGGAAGACAACUGGGACGACGACAACGUCGAGGAUGAUUUCUCCAACCAGUUAAGAGCGGAGCUGGAAAAGCAUGGUUACAAGAUGGAGACGUCGUAGUGGGAGACAAGAUCCAUGUGGAUAAUAUGGACAUUUUUGUGAAUAUUGCAGGCUGACCACAAAGAGAGAGAAGGAGAGGUUUCUUAUUGUGUUCAUUUGUUUCAUUUUGUAAGAAUUGUUGACAGAAUUAAAAUGUUUGGAGAAAACGA